CUCUCUGCAGUACUGUAUCUAGGCUGCUGGUGUCCUGAUCCAAAUAAUUCAAGUCUGCAGAGCGGAAUCUAGCUCUGCUUUUUGGCUGUGAGCCAGACCACGAGGGCUCGCCUCGGAUCUCACCGCCCGAUUUUAGACGUCUAAUUUCUAGUCGGUGUCUGUAAGGAGCGGCCAUGGCGUCGUUGUCGACCGCCAGUGUCGGCAUCGGUCAGAGCGCGUCGUCGUUCGUCGCUGGGAGCACGAGGCUCUCGCGCGGGCGAAAGCAGCCAGCCGCGAAUGUCGCUUUCGCAGACAAGCAGCCGCGCGGUGCUCCCAUAAGAGCAGCUUCUUCCGGGUCCGGCGGUAAUGGAGGGAGCAAUAAGGAGAAGCCAGCAAUGCAGAGCCUGUACGACAUGGGCAGCAACCUGCUGACGCGCGUGCUGAGCGGCGGCGACAUGUCCGGCAUGCCCACGGCGGCUGGUGAAGUGUCGGACCUCAUCGGCCGCCCGCUCUUCUUCGCUCUGCACAACUGGUUCCUCGAGCUGGGAGGCGUGUACCGGUUGGCCUUCGGCCCCAAGGCCUUCGUGGUCAUCUCGGAUCCAAUCAUUGCGCGCCACGUGCUCAAAGAGAACGCCUUCGCCUACGAUAAGGGCAUGCUGGCGGAGCUGCUGGAGCCCAUCAUGGGCAAGGGGCUCAUCCCCGCUGACUUCGACACGUGGAAGCAGAGGCGACGAGCCAUCGUGCCUGGCUUUCAUGCCGCCUACCUCGAGGCCAUGGCUCUGGUCUUCUCCGAGUGCGCCAAGCGCUCCGUGGACAAGCUACAGGCACUGUGCGAUGGUGCAGGAGCAGGGGGCGAGGUGCGCAUGGACAUGGAAGCCGAGUACUCGUCCAUUGCGCUUGACAUCAUCGGCAUCUCUGUCUUCAACUACGACUUUGGCUCCGUCACGCGCGAGUCGCCCGUGAUCAAGGCGGUGUACGGGACACUCUCAGAGGCCGAGCACCGAGCGACCUUCUACAUUCCCUACUGGAACAUCCCUGGUAUAAGCUUCGUGGUCCCUCGGCAGUUCAAGUUCCAGCAGGACCUCAAAGUGAUCAACGACUGCCUCGAUGACCUCAUCACACGGGCUAGAGCCACGCGCCAGGAAGACGACCUAGAAGCCCUGCAGCAGCGGGACUACUCCAAGGUGAAGGACGCGAGUCUGCUGCGGUUCCUGGUGGACCUUCGGGGGGAGGACUGCGAUGACAAGCAGCUGCGGGACGACCUCAUGACCAUGCUCGUUGCGGGCCACGAGACCACUGCGGCUGUUUUGACCUGGGCCACAUACAUGCUCGCUCAGCACCCGCACGUGCUGGCGAAGCUGCAGGAGGAGGUGGACCGAGUGCUGGGCGACAGACUGGCCACGCUGCAGGAUAUCAAGUCGCUCGAGUACACCCGCCUCGUCGUGGCAGAGUCUCUCAGGCUCUACCCCCAACCGCCGCUGCUCAUUCGCCGCGCGCUGGAAACUGACAAGCUGCCACCUGGUUACAAGGGCAACCCCGAUGGUUACAACGUUCCCAAGGGAACUGACCUCUUUGUAUCUGUGUUCAACAUCAACCGCUCGCCGCACUACUGGGAGCAGCCGGAGGAGUUUCGGCCGGAGAGGUUUCUGGAGAAGCGGAGCGGCGAGGGCAUCGAGGGGUGGGAUGGUUAUGACCCUGAGCGCCUGCAGGGGGCGCUCUACCCCAAUGAGGUGGCGUCUGACUUUGCCUUCCUGCCCUUCGGUGGCGGGCCGCGCAAGUGUGUGGGCGACCAGUUCGCCCUGAUGGAGUCGACUGUGGCGCUUGCCAUGCUCCUGCGCAGAUUCGAUGUGCGCCUGGACGGGCCGCCAGAGGACACGGAGAUGGUGAUGGGUGCCACCAUGCACACCAAGGCGGGGCUCUGGUGCAGGCUGAAGCCCAGAGGAGAGAAGGGUGGGGUGGGUGCUGCCGCUGCAGCAGCAGCAGCAAAUGCGUGAUUGCUGGCAGGAUGUUGGGCAGUGGCGGUUGAGUGUGUUGUAGCAUAACAAGUGCUUGAAGCUGGGCUGCUUGCUGCACCGGCUUGGGAUAACAGCUCGUUUAGAGAAAUGUAAAGUGUUGCGUGCUUGAAACAAUAUGCAUGUAUCAAUCUUGCACACCCUCCCUACAAUCCAAAUCAACCUUGAAUUCCCCA
Molecule: messenger RNA, 2167 nt
Organism: Closterium sp. NIES-67
Lineage: Eukaryota; Viridiplantae; Streptophyta; Zygnematophyceae; Desmidiales; Closteriaceae
Source: the annotation of a GenBank genome assembly